AUGUUUAAAGGUCAAAAUGCUUUAAUUACUGGUGGUUCAAGAGGAAUUGGUUUAGCAAUUGCAUCAAAAUUGGCAUUAAAUGGAGCUUCAAUAACUUUAUUAGCAAGAAAUGAGGAACUACUUCAACAAUCUGUCAAUCAAUUAUCAACUGAUCAUAACCAAUCACAUUCUUAUAGAUCAAUUGAUUUACUACUGCUCAUCAAACUGGAGACAGAUGUGCAAAAUUUACGAAAAUCAAUUACUCCACCAACUAUUCUCAUCAAUUGUGCAGGUAUAACUACUCAUUCAUUACUACAUCAAACAGAUCAACAAUUAAUCUCAGAUACCAUAAAUCUAAACCUCACAAUAGCAAUAAUACUUAGUCAGUUAUUCAUCAAAGAUAUGAUACGACAAAAGAAGCUAAAUCCAUCGAUAUUAAACAUAUCUUCAAUAUUAUCUUACACAGAUCAUGUAAUAUCAGGAACAUCAGUAUAUGCAGCAUCAAAAGCUGGUCUUUUAGGAUUUACAAAAAGUUUAUCUCAUGAAUUACGUGAUAUAAUUAGAGUUAAUGCUUUAUUACCUGGUUUAGUUAAAGAAACUGAUAUGGGUUUGAAAGUUAAAAGUGAUUUAGAACCAAUCUCUUUAGAUGAUGUUGCUAAUAAAGCUAUUGAUAUUUUGAAAGAUAAAUCAAUUAAUGGGCAAUGUAUUCGUAUAGAUUAA
Lodderomyces jiufengensis is the source of this 699-nucleotide messenger RNA. RefSeq names its product 3-oxoacyl-[acyl-carrier-protein] reductase (NADPH). The record is from RefSeq and is a predicted model, not a curated record. Lineage: Eukaryota; Fungi; Ascomycota; Pichiomycetes; Serinales; Debaryomycetaceae. Gene Ontology annotation, molecular function: oxidoreductase activity, acting on the CH-OH group of donors, NAD or NADP as acceptor. The transcript has a single exon. The coding region runs from base 1 to 699 and encodes 232 amino acids.